Messenger RNA from Gastrolobium bilobum, 2066 nucleotides. RefSeq names its product serine/threonine-protein kinase AFC2-like. Gene Ontology annotation, biological process: protein phosphorylation. The transcript is spliced from 11 exons. NCBI's taxonomy places the organism in Eukaryota, Viridiplantae, Streptophyta, Magnoliopsida, Fabales, Fabaceae. The record is from RefSeq and is a predicted model, not a curated record. Bases 100 to 1377 code for a protein of 425 amino acids. Gene Ontology annotation, molecular function: ATP binding; protein kinase activity. Gene Ontology annotation, cellular component: nucleus.
GGGUUCGCUGUGUGCGAACGAAAUCUUAUCUUCUUCCCUGAAACUUUCCCUCUCAAAUCCUAUUCUUCUCAGGUUUCCUUUGAUUUUUUUUCUGCAAUCAUGGAGAUGGAGCGCGUCGUUGAAUUUCCCCACACUUACAUGGAUCGGCCCCCAAGAAAGAGGGCGCGAUUGGGCUGGGAUGUCCCUGAGGUCCCCAAGGCUCAGGUAGGAUUGUUUUGUGGACAAGAGGUUGAGAAUAUUUCAAGCUAUGCUCCUUCAGAACAUACCACUAGUUCUCUGUUUAAGGGAGUUGCUCGAAAUGGUUCUCCCCCAUGGCGAGAUGACGACAAAGAUGGCCAUUACAUGUUUGCGCUUGGAGAAAAUUUAACUUCUCGCUAUAAAAUCCAUGGCAAAAUGGGCGAAGGAACUUUUGGGCAGGUCUUGGAGUGUUGGGACAGAGAAAGGAAGGAAAUGGUUGCCAUAAAAAUUGUCCGUGCGAUAAAGAAGUAUAGAGAUGCAGCCAUGAUAGAAAUCGAGGUACUGCAACAGCUUGGGAAACAUGAUAAAGGUGGCAAUCGUUGUGUGCAAAUACGGAACUGGUUUGACUAUCGUAAUCAUAUCUGUAUUGUGUUUGAGAAACUUGGACCAAGCUUAUACGAUUUUCUUCGGAAAAACAAUUAUCGUUCAUUUCCCAUUGAUCUUGUCCGUGAGAUUGGCAGACAACUGUUGGAAUGUGUAGCAUUCAUGCAUGACUUACACAUGAUCCAUACUGACUUGAAGCCUGAAAACAUACUUCUAGUUUCAUCAGAGUAUCUUAAAAUUCCUGAUUACAAGAGUUCAUCUAGAUCACCAAGUUCCUUUUUCAAGAGAGUGCCCAAGUCAAGUGCUAUAAAGGUUAUUGAUUUUGGCAGCACUACAUAUGAACGAGAUAAUCAGAACUACAUUGUAUCAACACGUCAUUAUAGGGCACCUGAAGUUAUUCUUGGACUUGGGUGGAGCUACCCAUGUGAUAUAUGGAGUGUGGGUUGUAUAUUGGUUGAGUUAUGCACUGGUGAAGCUUUGUUUCAGACUCACGAAAAUUUAGAGCAUCUUGCCAUGAUGGAGAGGGUGCUUGGUCCAAUACCACAGCAGCUGUUGAAGAAAGUUGACCGACAUGCUGAUAAGUAUGUCCGAAGGGGUAGAUUGGACUGGCCAGAGUGUGCAACCUCGAGGGAGAGUAUUAAAGCUGUGACGAAGCUUCCUCGACUACAGAACCUUAUAAUGCAGCAUGUUGAUCAUUCAGCUGGAGAUCUUAUACAGCUUUUGCAGGGGUUACUUAGAUAUGACCCCUUUGAAAGACUUACAGCUAGGGAUGCUCUGAAGCAUUCCUUUUUUGUGAGAGAUCACCUUGGGAGAUGAUUAGGCAUCUGAAUGAACAAUGGGUAGGGGUUUAAGUGAUAGAUCAGUCAAAUACAAAUAUGGCUUCAAGAAGGGAGAAGCCUAUCUGCCUGCUCAGUGAAUAUUUACAUCUUAGGCUAGUGUGAUGAGUGAGGAUGGUUAUUCAGCAGCACUUCCACUGCUCGAAGCCUAUUUGUCCCUAGGGGUCUUUGUUCUUUAAAAAAUUGAUCGAGUGUAUUCUUACUAACCCGUCGUCUGAAUUCAGUGUACAGAGCUCAUGUAGAUUCUUAAGUGAAAAGUGAGACAUUAUCCAUGGCAUUACCUAGAUAUGAUAUUUUUUUUUAAAAAAUUUCUCUAAUUUCAGGAAAUGUUUUUGAGGUUGCACAACUUUAACAACACUAGAACGUUGAAGGGAGGGGAGUAAAUAGGCGGGGUUGGCUAAAUAGGAUAAUCCUAUGGAAAAUAUUUUAAGCCAGGUUUGUUCUGUUAGUUUUGUAUAUAUUCAAAUUAUAAAUUUGGUUUUUUAUAUUUAAAAAAUAAAAUUUUAGCUUAGUUGUGUUAGUCUGUUUAAGUCUAUUAUGAGUUUAGUAAUUAAAAAAAUAAUUAAAAUAAUUAUUCAAUUAUUCAAAGGCUUGAGUGUUUGUUUUUUUAAAAGAUAGUUAUAUUAUUUUAAAUGAGAGAAUAAGCAAUGGAAAUUAUAGGAUAGGAAU